Messenger RNA from Ogataea philodendri, 1437 nucleotides. RefSeq lists its product as uncharacterized. The record is from RefSeq and is a predicted model, not a curated record. Gene Ontology annotation, molecular function: glutaminyl-tRNA synthase (glutamine-hydrolyzing) activity. The transcript has a single exon. The coding region runs from base 1 to 1437 and encodes 478 amino acids. NCBI's taxonomy places the organism in Eukaryota, Fungi, Ascomycota, Pichiomycetes, Pichiales, Pichiaceae. Gene Ontology annotation, biological process: glutaminyl-tRNAGln biosynthesis via transamidation; mitochondrial translation.
AUGCUCAAGGUUGGGUUGGAGAUUCACACGCAAUUAAAGACCAACCGGAAGCUGUUUGCACUGUCCAAAAACACCACGUCGUUGCUGGAUGUGCGGCCAAACACCACCACCUCGUUUUUCGACGUGAGUUUGCCGGGAACCCAACCCAAGCUCAACAAGGAGCCCUUGAUGUAUGCUUUGAAAACGGCCCUAGCACUCAACUGUACAGUGAAAGAAACGUCCCAGUUUGACAGAAAACACUAUUUCUACGGAGAUCAGCCGCUCGGGUACCAAAUAACCCAGCAUUACCAUCCCAUCGCGAAGGAUGGAUAUCUACGCUUGACAAAGUACGACCUGCCUGAAGAAAAAACCAUCCGAAUCGAGCAGUUACAAAUUGAACAGGAUACCGGAAGAACAUUGUAUAAGCUGGACAACGAGAGUAACGUCGACUUCAAUAGAUCCAACAUCCCGUUGAUCGAGAUGGUCACCAAGCCAGACUUUUCCUCCGUGGAAGAAGUGCGGGCUUUCAUUAAAAAACUACAACAAACUCUCGUCAAUCUGGACGUUUGCACGGGAGAACUGGAAACCGGAGCUAUCAGAGUCGACGUCAACCUCUCGGUCGACGACCACAGCCGGAUCGAAAUCAAGAAUUUGCCCACAACGUCGGCCAUAGUGUCGGCGAUCAAAUACGAGUACCAAAGACAAUGCAAUAUCAUUAAAACCGGAGGUGCCAUCACCGAGGUGGAAACACGAGGAUGGUCGGGGAAAAAGACAUACAAACUCAGAUCCAAGGAGAACGCAAUAGACUACAGAUACAUGCCUGAUCCUGAGCUCCCGGAGAUCAAACUCGACUUGAACGAUAUCGUGCCCAAAAUUCAAGCUAUUCUGCCACCAUCUGUGGACCAGAAGCUCGAUCAAAUACUCAACGACUACAAGAUCAAGCUACGAGACGCAAACAUCCUGAUGGGAAACCAUAAACUGAUGGACUACUACAAACAAUUGUACAAUAAGUGUUCUCAAUCAGGGGUGGAAAAUCCUAUAAACUGGCUAACACACGAGCUCCUGGGGUGCCUGAGCAAGUCAAAUAUGGACUUUGAACCAUCUGUGAUGGAUGUGGACAAGUUUGUCGAACUGAUGGUGGCCUUGAAGAAGCAGCAGGUAACAAAGAACAACGCAAAACUGUUGUUGAUGCAUCUGGUAAAUAACCCUCAAGACCAAAACAUCCCCAUCGCGCAACUUAUCAACGACUUUGACCUCUCGAAAACAAACCACACAGAAACCCUGGACCCGGUGCUGGACCAGGUGCUUUCUGAAAACGCACCUGUGGUGGCACAAAUUGUGUCCGGGAAAACCAAUAAACUCAAAUACCUGCUGGGCCUAACCAUGAGAGCCACGGAGGGGAAAUUCGAACCCAAGCUGAUAGAGGAAAAACUGAAAGAACGGCUGCUAAACUUGUGA